AUGACGAUCACUGGUUUUGUUGUACUCAGUGGAAAAACCAAGAUUCCUGAACCAACAGCGAAUUUCCAUAAUGCUUUUGAAGGUACAAGCUCUACAGGAGGAUAUGAAUUAGCAAAUGCUCUUGUCAACAUAACUUUCUCGUAUGGUGGUUUCAACAACGCUUUUAAUCUCGUCAACGAAGUGAAAAACCCAAUUAGAACCAUCAAGAGGACUGCACCCUUGGCUCUGUUGAUCGUUGCUACCCUCUAUACCCUUGUCAACAUUGCUUAUAUCGCUGCUAUCCCAAAACUCGAAAUCGUACAAUCCAAACAAAUCAUCGCCAGUUUAUUCUUCCAAAAAGUUUUCGGUGCCAAAGUAGCAAAAGGUCUUACCAUUCUUCCUGUACUGAGUGCUUUUGGAAAUAUACUUUCAAGCUUGAUGGGAUCUUCAAGAAUGGUUAGAGAAGUGGGACGCCAAGGUGUAUUACCUUUCCCUAAAUUCUGGGUAUCUACCAAACCAUUUGGAACGCCAAUAGGUCCAGUGUUGUUCAAAUGGGCCGUUACUUCCAUCAUGAUUCUUGGUCCUCCAUCCGGAGACGCUUUCAAUUUCAUCGUGGCUUUGCAAAAUUACCCUGAUUCAGUCUUUGUUUUCCUUAUGACUUUCGGCCUGUUCCUCAUCCGACGUCAACGUAAGGGACUUGGUUUGGGCAGAUCCGAAUUUAAAGCUUGGGACGUAGCUGUUAUCGUAUACCUUCUAUCAAAAGCGUUCCUUCUUAUCAUGCCAUGGGUACCACCCAAGACUGGGAUUUAUGGUGGAUCAUUCAGUUUCUUCUACGCUACUGCAACCCUUACCGGUCUCGGCAUUCUUGCUAUUUGUGGUAUCUAUUAUUACUUGUGGAUCUACGUUUUCCCUAAGGUUGGAGGUUAUCAGAUCCGACAAACUGUCCUCACAUUGGAUCGAGGUGCAGUAGGUCAUCAGCUUGUCAAGGUGAAAAAUCAGGAUAUCCAAGAGUGGGAUUCCACACAUGAUCCAAGUGGAAGGUUACUUGUCGAAUUGCCCGCGACCCCCACCGAUGAAAAGGCGCAGUAG
This is a messenger RNA of Kwoniella shivajii, 1068 nucleotides long. RefSeq lists its product as uncharacterized. The transcript has 4 exons. The record is from RefSeq and is a predicted model, not a curated record. Gene Ontology annotation, biological process: amino acid transmembrane transport. Bases 1 to 1068 code for a protein of 355 amino acids. Gene Ontology annotation, cellular component: membrane. Lineage: Eukaryota; Fungi; Basidiomycota; Tremellomycetes; Tremellales; Cryptococcaceae. Gene Ontology annotation, molecular function: L-amino acid transmembrane transporter activity.